AUGCGAUAUACGAUAUCCAAAGAAACAGAUGAAUAUCAGUCCACCGCUAAUGAUUUCUAUGAAGCAAUGGCAGGCUCUUGCCAGCAAAUCCUAAAAAUUGAACGAAUACAAAAUGAACGAUGGUAUUCACAAUACGUAACACAUCGGCGCGACUUUAAAAGUCGCUUAGAUAGAGACACUAAAAUGCGUUUAUAUCAUGGUUGUCCACAACAAUCCACGGGUUCGAUUAUCGGAGGUAAUUUUGACAGAAGCUAUUGCGGAGUUAACGGUCAAGGUGUUUAUUUUUCGUCGAAGGCAACUUACAGUCAUCAAUUUGCAAAACCUAACUCCAAUGGAGAACGAUGCAUGUUCAUAGCACGUGUUCUUAUUGGAAAUACCCCGUUAGGAAAUAGCAACAUGAAAACUGCACCACAAGGAUUCGAUACAACCACGGACAAUGACCAUAUUUUUGUAAUUUACCAUGAUGUACAAGCCUAUGCUGAGUAUUUAAUAACAUAUAGAUAA
Rotaria sp. Silwood2 is the source of this 504-nucleotide messenger RNA. Lineage: Eukaryota; Metazoa; Rotifera; Eurotatoria; Philodinida; Philodinidae. The record is from the annotation of a GenBank genome assembly.